UAUAACUUUGUAUAUUUGAAGUACAGAAUUUUCAAACUCCCCGCUUUUUCUUCUCGGGUUAGGCUUGAUUUCCCAAAAGCCAAUGAAAAGCUGCCAACUAACGCAAGCGCAGUAAGUUAAAUGGAAAGGAACAAGCGUACAGCUGGGAGAGGUAGACGCCUACCAAGCCUUCUUUGCUGCCAUUUUGUUAAGUGUCUAAAAUCAGUCGUUGGUAAAAAAUACAAUUUUAUUUGUAAAGAUUAAAGAAUCUGAUUGUAUAAUUGCAGCGUUAUGUGAGAUAUUUAUCAUUUUAAGCUUUGUAAAUUAAAAUAAAAAACGCGGAUUAAUAAAAAUGAGGUAUGUCAACAUUGCUUUCCAUUAUAUUUUAAAAUGAAUGUGCAACUUUUUAACAAACGUUCCUAUGACUCAGUUCUAGAAAAUUAUCGGAAUAUACGGAUAGCGAAUUGUCUUCUGACGACGAUUAUGAUGUGUACGAUUAUCAAAUUAUGCAAUUCAUAAAGCGCGGUCGACAACCACUUAAUCGAACCGUACGAAUUGUCAGUAAAUUGUGGAUAAAACAAUUAAAAGGCAAAAUCAAAGCUCAAUACAUGGAAGAACCCCACAGCGAGGAGAUAAAUUAUUAUUAAUACGUGAUCUGUUGAAGUUUAAGUCUCCCGCACCCGAAGAUUGGCCCUGGUACACCGUCAUAUCAGUGGGACAUGGUCGUAUGUAUUAAUUUUUAGUUCAUAUUCAUCACUUUCAAAUUUAUUACCUUUUUUAUUAUUGUAAAAAAUUUUAUGUAAAAUAAUCUACUAGUUGUUUCUAAAAAUGUGCUAAAUGACAGUUAAAAACUUAAAAUUGUUGAAUUUUACAUUGCUUCUAAUUAUAUUUAAUUUAAUAGGCAAUUUGAAAGAAGCGGAGGCUAAGCUAGAACUAUUAGGGGAAAAUGACUACGCGUUUACUCAGGAUUCUGAAGAACCUCAGAAAAAAGCUUUAAGAAAUCAAAAGAGAAUAUUAUCUCAUACAUUAAAGCUCAGUCAAGAAAAAAGAAAAGCUUUAGAAGAAGUUCGAGAUCUCUCCGAGUCUGAUGAAGAAAAACAAAGUUCAAGGACAACUUCAAAUGAUAACCGGAAUAAUGCGACGAAAAUAUCCCAGGGAAAACUAAUAGAAAGGGAACAAAAUCUUGUUAAUUCGGUUAAAGAAAAAGAGAGUUCAAGACAGACUGCAAUUACGAAUAAUAAUGAUGAUUCUGUUGAAAACCGGAAUAUCGCUUCAAAAAUAUCCCAGGCAAAACAAUCAGAAGAGGUGCAAAAUCUCACUGAUUUUACUGAACCAAAUAGAACUUCGAGUGAAACUUUAAAUUUUAGUAAUGACGAUCCUGCCAAAAAGCAACCUAGACCGAAUGAUUUCCACGAAACAUCGAUUCAUAAAGAAAAGUUUACUGAAAAAAACCCGAAAAACUUAAAAUUAAACUUUUAUGAUUAUAUUGUGCGUAAAUUAGAUCGCCUAACAGUGGAUGUUAGCAGAGUGGAGAGAAAGGUGGACAGACUUUUAGUUGAAAACGUUAAUAUCAAGGAGAAUUUCGCAACAGUUCCUGAUUUCAUUAGUAAAUAUAAACUACAACUCCCGAUUAACAGCAAUGAGUGCUUCAAUCAGUUUGACGACAGAUUAUCAGAAUCUGUUUUCCAAGAAGAUUUUAAAAAAACUCUUUUCAAAGAGAAAAACAUUUACAAUUGCUUAUUUGAUGUCCUGAAAAUUUCCCAUGGGAAUAGAGCAACUGGACAAGCAGAAACGGAGAAAAAUUACGCUAAAGAAUUAGGCUUCGUAAUACGUGGAUCAAAAGAUUGGUUUGGUGGGCGCAAAUUAAGCAAAUAUUAACCACACACAACAGAGGCAGCUCAUGAGGAAACAAAUUAAA
This is a messenger RNA of Leptopilina heterotoma, 1897 nucleotides long. RefSeq lists its product as uncharacterized. Lineage: Eukaryota; Metazoa; Arthropoda; Insecta; Hymenoptera; Figitidae. Bases 817 to 1857 code for a protein of 346 amino acids. The record is from RefSeq and is a predicted model, not a curated record. The transcript has 4 exons.